AUGCCCAUCCAGAUCUUCUGCUCUGUGUCAUUCUCCUCUGGAGAGGAGGCCCCAGGGCCCUUGGGAGAUGUUUGGGGUCCCCACCAGCGGCGACAGCGGGACAACUCAGAAUCAGAAGAGGAGGGAGAAGAGAAGGAAAAGGAGGCAGAGAGGAAGGGGGCCAGAGAGGGGGACUUACCGACGGACUUGGUGGCCUUUGCCAGCAGCUGCACCCUUCAUGGAGCCAGCCACAUCUUUGUGGAAGGGGGUCCAGGGCCACGGCAGGCCCUGUGGGCAGCGGCCUUUAUCCUGGCACUGGGUGCCUUCUUGUGCCAGGUCGGGGAUCGAGUUGCCUAUUACCUCAGCUACCCACAUGUGACUCUGCUAGAUGAAGUGGCCACGACGGAGCUGGCCUUCCCGGCGGUCACCCUCUGCAACACCAAUGCCGUGCGGCUGUCCCAGCUCAGCUAUCCCGACUUGCUCUACCUGGCCCCCAUGCUGGGGCUGGAUGAAAGCGAUGACCCCGGGGUGCCCCUCGCCCCACCGGGGCCCGAGGCCUUCUCUGGGGAGCCCUUUAACUUGCACCGCUUCUACAAUCGCUCCUGCCACCGGCUGGAGGACAUGCUGCUCUAUUGCUCCUACUGCGGGGGGCCCUGUGGCCCUCACAACUUCUCAGUGGUCUUCACACGGUAUGGAAAGUGCUACACGUUCAACUCUGGCCGAGAUGGACGUCCCAGGCUGAAGACCAUGAAGGGUGGGACGGGCAAUGGGCUGGAGAUCAUGCUGGACAUUCAGCAGGACGAGUACCUGCCCGUGUGGGGGGAGACCGAUGAGACGUCCUUCGAAGCGGGCAUCAAAGUGCAGAUCCACAGUCAGGAUGAACCUCCCUUCAUCGACCAGCUGGGCUUUGGUGUAGCCCCAGGGUUCCAGACCUUUGUGGCCUGUCAAGAGCAGCGGCUCAUCUACCUGCCCCCGCCCUGGGGCACCUGCAAAGCUGUUACCAUGGACUUGGAUUUCUUCGACUCCUACAGCAUUACCGCCUGCCGCAUCGACUGUGAGACCCGCUACCUGGUGGAGAACUGUAACUGCCGCAUGGUGCACAUGCCAGGGGAUGCCCCAUACUGCACUCCAGAGCAGUACAAGGAGUGUGCAGAUCCUGCCCUGGACUUCCUGGUGGAGAAGGACCAGGAGUACUGUGUGUGUGAAAUGCCCUGCAACUUGACUCGCUAUGGCAAGGAGCUGUCCAUGGUCAAGAUCCCCAGCAAAGCAUCAGCCAAGUACCUGGCCAAGAAGUUCAACAAGUCUGAGCAGUACAUAGGGGAGAACAUCCUGGUGCUGGACAUUUUCUUUGAAGUCCUCAACUAUGAGACCAUUGAGCAGAAGAAGGCCUAUGAGAUUGCAGGACUCCUGGGUGACAUUGGAGGCCAGAUGGGUCUGUUCAUCGGGGCCAGCAUCCUCACUGUGCUGGAGCUCUUCGACUACGCCUACGAGGUGAUAAAACACAAGCUGUGCAGACGAGGCAAGUGCCAGAAGGAGGCCAAACGGAGCAGCGCGGACAAGGGCGUGGCCCUCAGCCUGGAUGACGUCAAAAGACACAACCCGUGUGAGAGUCUCCGGGGCCAUCCUGCCGGGAUGACGUAUGCUGCCAACAUCCUACCUCACCAUCCGGCCCGAGGCACUUUUGAGGACUUUACCUGCUGAGCCCCGCAGGCCGCUGUACCAAAGGCCCAGAUGGGGAGGGCUAGGAGAGCAAGGGGGCCCCCAGCUGCCCCACCCUGGGGACUCACUCCCCCAUCUAAGGCAGCCCCCCACUCAUGGGCGGUCCUUUCCUCUUGUCUUCUGUGGUGAGGAAGGAGUCUUGACCGUAGAGUCCUCUCCCUGCCUCUAUCCCAUUCUUUUUUUUUUUCUUUUUUUUUUUUUAACAAAACUAAUCUAAAACAGAAACUAAAAAGAGGGAAUGGGGCGAGUGACCUCAGGCUGCCCCUCUCUGCUCCAUGCUGCCUCCCACAGCUCCCAGCCUGAAUUCUGUCUGUCUGGCUGGCUGUCAUCUGAGUGUCCACCUACAUUUUGCUGCCACCAGUCACCAAAGCCCCCUCCCAGUGGGGGGUGGAGGGGAUCCUCGGGGUCUGGAAUUUGGCCCCAAACCAGAGAAUGUA
Physeter macrocephalus (sperm whale) is the source of this 2135-nucleotide messenger RNA. Its product is annotated as acid-sensing ion channel 1. Gene Ontology annotation, biological process: sodium ion transmembrane transport. Gene Ontology annotation, cellular component: plasma membrane. The record is from RefSeq and is a predicted model, not a curated record. The coding region runs from base 1 to 1680 and encodes 559 amino acids. The transcript has 10 exons. Gene Ontology annotation, molecular function: ligand-gated sodium channel activity. NCBI's taxonomy places the organism in Eukaryota, Metazoa, Chordata, Mammalia, Artiodactyla, Physeteridae.